GAGAACUACGAUGACCCGCACAAAACCCCUGCCUCCCCAGUUGUCCACAUCAGGGGCCUGAUUGACGGCGUGGUGGAAGCUGACCUUGUGGAGGCCUUACAGGAGUUUGGACCCAUCAGCUAUGUGGUGGUAAUGCCUAAAAAGAGACAAGCACUGGUGGAGUUUGAAGAUGUGUUGGGGGCUUGCAACGCAGUAAACUACGCAGCUGACAACCAGAUCUAUAUUGCUGGUCACCCGGCUUUCGUCAACUACUCUACCAGCCAGAAGAUCUCCCGUCCUGGGGACUCAGAUGACUCUCGGAGUGUCAACAGUGUGCUUCUCUUUACCAUACUGAACCCCAUCUAUUCCAUUACCACGGAUGUUCUUUACACUAUCUGUAAUCCUUGUGGCCCUGUUCAGAGAAUUGUCAUUUUCCGGAAGAAUGGAGUCCAGGCUAUGGUGGAGUUUGACUCUGUGCAAAGUGCCCAGCGGGCCAAGGCCUCACUCAAUGGGGCUGAUAUCUACUCUGGCUGUUGUACUCUGAAGAUCGAAUAUGCAAAGCCUACACGCUUGAAUGUGUUUAAGAACGAUCAGGAUACUUGGGACUAUACCAAUCCCAACCUCAGUGGACAAGGUGACCCUGGCAGCAACCCCAACAAACGCCAGAGGCAGCCCCCUCUCCUGGGAGAUCAUCCCGCAGAAUAUGGAGGGCCCCACGGUGGGCACCACAGCCAUUACCAUGAUGAGGGCUACUGGAUCAAUCUAAGAUGAACUGUGACAGAGUCUUCAAUGUCUUCUGCUUGUAUGGCAAUGUGGAGAAGGUGAAAUUCAUGAAAAGCAAGCCGGGGGCCGCCAUGGUGGAGAUGGCUGAUGGCUAUGCUGUGGACCGGGCCAUUACCCACCUCAACAACAACUUCAUGUUCGGACAAAAGCUGAAUGUCUGUGUCUCCAAGCAACCAGCCAUCAUGCCCGGACAGUCAUACGGGCUGGAAGACGGGUCCUGCAGUUAUAAAGACUUCAGCGAGUCAAGGAACAAUCGGUUUUCCACCCCAGAGCAGGCAGCCAAGAACCGCAUCCAGCACCCUAGCAACGUGCUACAUUUCUUCAACGCCCCUCUGGAAGUGACUGAGGAGAACUUCUUUGAGAUUUGCGAUGAGCUGGGAGUGAAGCGACCAUCUUCUGUGAAAGUAUUCUCAGGCAAAAGUGAACGCAGCUCCUCUGGGCUGCUGGAGUGGGAGUCCAAGAGUGAUGCCCUGGAGACUUUGGGCUUCCUCAACCAUUACCAGAUGAAAAACCCAAAUGGCCCAUACCCGUACACUCUGAAGUUGUGUUUCUCCACCGCUCAGCACGCCUCCUAAUUAGGUGCCUAGGAAGAGUCCCAUCUGAGCAGGAAAAUGUUUCUCUUUCCUUUAUGCCGUUCUCUUUUCUUUUGCAACAGUUCUUGUAUUUCUUUUUUUUUUUUUUUAAAUGCUAGGUUAGUAGAGGCUUAACCAUAAUGAAAAUGCUGGAAGUAUGGAGGGGGAGGGAGAGGGGGACUGAUAUCUCCCAAGAUUAACCUUCAUUUUUAAAAAAUUAUUGUACAUGUGAUUUUUUUUUCCUGUUCAUACAUUUGUGCUGCCCAUGUACUCUUGGCACAUUUCAAUAAAAUUGUUUGGAAAAUAACCA
Tupaia belangeri chinensis (Chinese tree shrew) is the source of this 1644-nucleotide messenger RNA. RefSeq names its product heterogeneous nuclear ribonucleoprotein L (gene HNRNPL). The record is from RefSeq and is a predicted model, not a curated record. Gene Ontology annotation, biological process: mRNA processing. Gene Ontology annotation, cellular component: nucleus. Gene Ontology annotation, molecular function: RNA binding. NCBI's taxonomy places the organism in Eukaryota, Metazoa, Chordata, Mammalia, Scandentia, Tupaiidae.